Synchiropus splendidus (mandarinfish) is the source of this 1600-nucleotide messenger RNA. RefSeq names its product leucine rich repeat containing 57 (gene lrrc57). The coding region runs from base 234 to 950 and encodes 238 amino acids. NCBI's taxonomy places the organism in Eukaryota, Metazoa, Chordata, Actinopteri, Syngnathiformes, Callionymidae. The record is from RefSeq and is a predicted model, not a curated record. The transcript has 6 exons. Gene Ontology annotation, molecular function: protein binding.
CGCUCCCCAGUGCGCAUGAGCGACGUCGAAGCCGUGAUUGGCUCUCACGGCUGCAGUCCGUGUUGUCAGUCGGGCGGGUUCGGUCCAAUCUUUUUCACACUUGACAGCGUUCCCGUGAUCGCUGAGGAGUGGCCGUGUCUCCGUCCAGCCACCGGUUACAGGAAGUGAGGGGAGUGAAUCACUCCCUCCUUGAUGUGACGCUGCGCUGAAGUGUGACCUGGUCUGUGGUCCAGAUGGGUAACAGUGCCCUCAAGUCUCACCUGGAAACGUCCCAGAAGACCGGAGUGUUCCAGCUGAAGGGGAAAGGUCUUCUGGAGUUUCCUGAGGAGCUUCAGCGUCUGACCGCCAACCUUCGAACCGUUGACCUGUCCGAAAACAAGAUUGAAGUCCUUCCUGCUAAUGUGGGGAACUUUCUGCAGCUCAAGAGUUUGACGUUGAACUCCAAUAGGCUUUCCGUUCUGCCCGCUGACAUCAGCAAGCUGAAGAAGCUGGAGGUUCUGAGUCUGAGCGGAAACCGGAUCCAGCAACUUCCCUCCACCUUGGGUCAGCUUAAAGCUCUGCGGACCCUCUGCCUGUCUGGGAACCAGAUCACAGAGUUCCCCUCCGGGCUGGGUUCCCUGAGGCACCUCGAUCUGCUCGACCUUUCCCGAAACCAGAUCCAGAGCGUCCCGGCCGAGGUGUCGGAACUGCAGGCCAUCGAGAUCAACUUGAACCAGAACCAGAUUUCGGUUCUGUCGGCCGAAGUGUCCCGCUGUCCUCGCCUGAAGGUCCUGCGAGUGGAGGAGAACUGUCUGGAGCUGUCCUCCAUCCCGACGUCCAUCCUGAGCCAGUCCCAGGUCUCGCUGUUCUCUGUGGAGGGAAACCUGUUUGAGGUGAAGAAGUUGCAGGAUGUGGAAGGCUAUGACCAGUAUCAGGAGCGCUUCACGGCCACAAAGAAGAAGUUCUCAUGACACCUGCGGUGGUCCAAACCUUAGAGAUGUCACAUGACUCCACCCACACCCACGGCUGCUUCCCCUGCUGCUAACAUAGAAGUGAGGCCGCCACGCUCGGAGGCGCGUGAAGCAAAAAAGAAGACUCCACGACAGUGACUCUUGUGUGUAGAUGAUGCCGCUGACCGGAAUGUUCCUGUCCUUAUCAUGAAUCACCUGCUCCCUCCUCACCUCGCACACUACCUUUUAAUCUUGUCCAAUAAAUGCUCUGUUCUGAUUUGACUGUGCUGCAGGAUUUAAGGUCACAUGAUCAUUCAGCAGGUUGAUCUGAUAUUUCAGACCUUCCAUCCUGUAAGUUUCUGACUCAUAAACUAGCACGGAGCUACACAGUCUUACACAAACACUGCUACCUUAUAAUCGCUGGCACUAUGACGCCACCACUGCCGGUGGUCUUUUGUGUGAAUCGAGGUCCCCCCUCCCGCAUUCCUUCGGGAGACUAAACAACUGUUAAGUCUACCGUGUUCACACAUCAUUUCCGGUUUUGUCUUUCCACCUCGCAUAGGAGAUUUUGAAUUAAACUCCCGGAUUACUUUGACAGCACCUUAGUUGCACUGAUACUUUUGUCUAACGAGAUUAAUAAAAUAGUUGGGCUCCCUGCAACUCAUUGAAAA